UGCUGCAGGGGGCAAAGUCGCUGGGCAGCUCAGAGCCCGGAGAACAAGCGGAGCGAGCCCGGAAGAGCCCGGGGUCGCUGGGCUGAUCAGAGCCCGGAGAACGCGCGGAGCGUGCCCGGAAGAGCCCGGGGUCGCUGGGCUGAUCAGAGCCCGGAGAACGCGCGGAGCGAGGCUCGUUGCUCCCCGCGUCCGAUCCCCGCGAUCCCGGCCCGGCCCCGCAAGUGCCGCCAGCCCGGAGCCCGCGGGACUUCCGGAUUGGAGAGUCCGGAGCAGGGGGGCGACCAGGGCCAGGACCCCCGCCCCGGCUCGGCUCGGCGGCUGCUGAAUCGGACCCAGUCAGACCGAGAGCAGCCGACCCCAGCCCAGCGCCUGCAGCAGCGCCUGUAGCCUGGGUGUCGCUGAGAGAGACCAUGGAGUCAGCAGCCGGGAAUAUGGAAAGCAAAGAGUCGCUGCAGCAGGGGUCCCGUAUUGGUGGCAGUAGACACCUGGAGACUGGCAGGGAGCCAGAACCUCGCUGUAACUGCAAGAAAUGUAACUACUACAAGAAACAUACAAUUGUGCUCGCAGUCGCCCUUGCAGUUGUGUCCUUAUGUCUCAUCCCUGCUAUUGUCCUGGCAGUGCUCCUAUUCACAAGAUCUUUGGAUGCUCGAGCCAUCUUUGCUGUCCCCUCUCCGGGCCCCCCUUUUCUCCCCUCUCCGGGCCCCCCUUUUGUCCCCUGCUGCCCGGAGGUGUGGGUCGGAUACCGAGGGAAAUGCUACUAUUUCUCAAAGGAAGAAAAGAACUGGAAUUCUAGCCAGCACUUCUGCUCUUCGUUCAAUGCUUCCCUGGCUGUGAUUGACACCCAGGAGGAAAAGGAUUUCAUGAUGAACUAUGCAGGCCUCGUUGAGCACUGGAUUGGGCUCAGAAGAGAAUCAAGCCAGCCCUGGAAGUGGGUGAACGGAACCAUCUUCAACCAGCAGCUGUGGGAGUUUUGGGAUGAAUCCUGUUGCUGGUGCAGAAAGGGGAAACCCUGAGAACCUGUGAGCGCUGCAGCUCUGCUUCACCAUCCAAAUGUGUGGAAUGCUACCUUGACCGUGAGAGAUGCAGGUGGAGGGGGAAACGGUCAGCUCCUGACUAGCUCCAUGGCUUACAUUACAGGUUUGAAGUAAGAGCAGAAGGGGACUGUGCGUAUCUGAGCGAUGUCUUCGUGAGCUCUUCAAGGUGCUAUUCUCUGAGGAACUGGAUCUGUAGCAAACCUGAUGCAUAUACAAAGGAAAAGGAACAUGCAAUGGAGGGGGACUAGUAGGGAUGUAGACUAAUUAGGGUAUGUCUACACUACGAAAUUAGGUCGAAUUUAUAGAAGUUGGUUUUUUAGAAAUCGGUUUUAUAUAUUCGAGUGUGUGUGUCCCCACACAAAAUGCUCUAAGUGCAUUAAGUGCAUUAACUCGGCGGAGUGCUUCCACAGUACCGAGGCUAGAGUCGACUUCCGGAGUGUUGCACUGUGGGUGGCUAUCCCACAGUUCCCGCAGUCUCUGCUGCCCAUUGGAAUUCUGGGUUGAGAUCCCAAUGCCUGAAGGGGCUAAAACAUUGUCACGGGUGGUUCUGGGUACUUAUCAUCAGGCCCCCGUUCCCUCCCUCCCUCCGUGAAAGCAGCAGCAGACAAUCUGCUGAUGAGCUCUGCAUGGUCACCUGCAGCUUGCCACGGUGGCCAAACAGGAAAUGAGAUUCAAAAGUUCGCAGUUCUUUUCCUGUCUACCUGGCCAGUGCAUCUGAGCUGAGAGUGCUGUCCAGAGCGGUCACAAUGGAGCACUCUGGGAUAGCUCCUGGAGGCCAAUACCGUCGAAUUGUGUCCACAGUACCCCAGAUUCGACCCGGCAAGGCCAAUUUAAGCGCUAAUCCACUUGUCAGGGGUGGAGUAAGGAAAUCGAUUUUAAGAGCCCUUUAAGUUGAAAUAAAGGGCUUCGUUGUCUGGACGGGUGCAGGUUUACAUCGAUUUAACGCUGCUAAAUUCGACCUAUAGUCCUAGUGUAGACCAGGGCUUAGAGGAUUGGGCCAGAAGUCUGAUGAGGUUCAACAAGGACAGGCGCAGAAGAAUCCCAUGCACUGCUACAGACUAGAGACAGAGUGGCUAGGCAGCAGUUCUACAGAAAAGGACCUGGAGUUACAGUGGACAAGAAGCUGGAUACGAGUCAACAGUGUGUCCUUGUUGCCAAGAAGGCUGGUCUCAACGGUAGCAGCAUCAACAGAAUUGCAUGGGAUUGACAAAAGAACGUGAGCAAUCUGGCUAAGUUUUGGCAAACACGUGCUAGCUUUUCCAAAAGCUGGAGAGAGAAAUGUCAUGGGUACUAGGAAGAUCAUUUACAAUGUUCGAGUAAACUGCCCAUUCACCCUCUGAUACAGAACUCGGCCGCAGAAUUCUCUGUUCAUAGUCACUACAGUUGUGGGAGUCCAUGAACUUGCUUGGGAUCAAGGAUUCUGACAUUGCAAAAAAAUCUAUAUGCUGUCUGUCUUUAAGUACCCCUGCAGUUUCUCUCCACAGCUUUAAAAAACUUGAUGCUUGACAUUGUCCAGUCCAGUGCGUUCUGUCCUUCGUACUGAAGUGUUGCCAACAGAUCAGAGGCAGCGUUUGUACCCUUCUGUUGGUAAUGUUGAAGGUGAUUCAAACUUAAGUCUUUGUAUGUAUAUGACUGUGUGUAUACAAACGAUACAUAUGUAUGUGACUGCUUUACCAUUUAACAAAUUCUCUUUAUUUUUUCUUUAGCAUCUAAACUUAAAGGUUUAUUAUAAACGA
Molecule: messenger RNA, 2770 nt
Organism: Chelonia mydas (Green sea turtle)
Lineage: Eukaryota; Metazoa; Chordata; Testudines; Cheloniidae
Product: C-type lectin domain family 2 member D
Exons: 6
Coding region: 411-1013 (200 amino acids)
Source: RefSeq, a predicted model, not a curated record